Messenger RNA from Schizophyllum commune H4-8, 516 nucleotides. RefSeq lists its product as uncharacterized. Lineage: Eukaryota; Fungi; Basidiomycota; Agaricomycetes; Agaricales; Schizophyllaceae. The coding region runs from base 163 to 429 and encodes 88 amino acids. The record is from RefSeq and is a predicted model, not a curated record. The transcript has a single exon.
CUGUGGGGGGAGGUUCGGGUCGGUCAGCGGGUCAGAACACGAGGCUGCAGCAUGCCACGCACUCGACGAAUGCCACCGGAGAUAGCAUGCGGAUUGGGCUUGAAGGCGGCGUUUUGGGAGGUGUCGUGAGGGGGUCGUAAGAUCGAGAGGUCGUCCAGGGAGAUGGGUGAGUGGGGGAAGGAAGCAAGAGUGCGCUCGCCGCGCUAUAUGGACCCUCCGGACGCCAGCCUGCUCGCGCGCGGACGCCUCGACGGGCAGCACGAUUACGGGUACGCAGCCAAUCGGGGGCUGUCAAGCGCGCCGCACACGAGAUCUAUGAGCCAACGGCGCGUUUCAUUGGGGUGUAUGCCGUUCGAUGUCCUCGUGGCGGUCGCGUGUGCGGUGUUGUGGUCGCUCCAGGCAGUCCCAUUGCGGUUCAAACGGGGUUGAGGCUGGGGUAGAGAAGCGGCACCAGGGCGAGGCGAGGACGCAGAUGGAUCGCGCGUUGGUUUGUGGAGGAGCGCGAUAUUGGCCGGA